Molecule: messenger RNA, 1622 nt
Organism: Thecamonas trahens ATCC 50062
Lineage: Eukaryota; Apusomonadida; Apusomonadidae
Product: thiamine-repressible transporter THI74
Exons: 1
Coding region: 1-1131 (376 amino acids)
Biological process (GO): regulation of peptide transport
Cellular component (GO): membrane
Source: RefSeq, a predicted model, not a curated record
AUGGAGGAGGCUGGCGAGGAGGUCGAGGUGAGCGGCGUGCCGUGGCUCCGGCGCGGGCUCGGGUGCCUCUUGCUGGGAGUGGUCGUCUCGCUCUGGGUCGGCUCGUCGUACCUGAUGCAGCACAUUUACGAUGGUGGCGGGUUCUCCAAGCCAUUCUUUGUCACGUAUCUGGCCUCGUCGCUGUUUUCGGUAUAUAUGGUUGGCUUUGUUCGGCCGUCAUGGAGGGCGAUGGCGCGCAGCGGGUGGCGCGAGCGCCGGGCGCCGGGCGCCGACGCCAACACCGACGCCGUCGCGCUGCUUGUCCAGCGCGAUCGCAGGCGAGCGGAGGCCAGGCGAUCCGGCGGCAGUGCAGCAGUGGUGGAAGAGGUUACUGUUUCGCGAGCGAUGGGAGACGGCGCUGAGCUGCCUCCGCUCACGAUGCGCGAGCUGGUCCAGAUUGCCGGCGUGGUGGCGGCCCUCUGGUUUGCGGCCAACUACGCGUUCAACGCGGCGCUGACGCUGACGACUGUCUCGUCAAACACAAUCAUCUCAUCGACGAGCGGGCUUUUUACCUUUGGCCUCGGCUGGCUGGCGGGUGUGGAGCGGCCGACGGUGGCCAAGGGCGUGGCGGUGGUGCUUGUGGUCGGCGGCGUGACCUGCGUGGCGCUGGCGGACUCGGGCGAGAGCGACAGCGGGCAGCGCGACUCACUGUGGGGCGAUGCGCUCUCGCUGGGCUCGGCCGCCGGCUACGGCGCGUAUGUGGUUUACCUCAAGCGGGCGGUGCGGCAUGAGUCGCGCGUGUCGAUGCCGAUGCUCUUUGGCCUCGUCGGCGUCUUUGUCCUUCUCCUCGCCUGGCCGCUGGGCGUAUUGCUCUCGGUGACGGGGCUGGAGAUGUUUGCAUGGCCGAGCCCGCCGGUUUGGGGCUUUCUUCUCCUCAACGGCCUGCUCGGCACGGUGCUCUCCGACCUGCUCUGGCUGUACGCGGUCAUGCUCACGACGCCGCUGGUGGCCACUAUCGGGCUCUCGCUUACCAUUCCGUUGGCGAUGGUGACCCAGGCGCUGUUCACCUCUGACGCGCACUUUACCUUUGUCUACAUCCUCGGAGCGUGCCUUGUUGUUGCAGGCUUCUUUGCUGUCUCGGUCGAGACGUGACCAGAACUACGACGCGGCGGUCAUCCGCUUCAGCUUGCGCUCGGCCUUUCUGCGGGCGUUCUGGAUGACCUUGGCAUCCGAGUACACAUGCGAGACUGGGAUCAUGCCGGUUGUGCCGUCGCCAAGCGAGCCGAGGAGCCAGCCAUCGUCAAAUACCUCGAGGACGGCGAUGCGGUCGCCGCGCUUGACGUUGAGCUCGUCCUCAUCCUCCGACUCAAAGUCAAAGAGGACGGUGGAGAGAAUGCCGGUGUCGGCGAGCAAGGCCUGGAUCAUUGCCGCAAUAGUGGUUUCCAGGUGCUCGACGAGUGCGCCGGAGGAGAAGAAGCAAAUAGUCUGGAUGCUCUCGUCAUUGUGCUUGGUGACAAAGCGGAAGAGCCGCUUCUCCGGCUUGAACAGGUACUUGACAAUUGCCUUGAUCUUGUACAGCGUCUCGGUCUCGCCCUCGACAAUUGAAAAGCCCUCCGAAGUGAGCACAAACAUGACCUUGGUCG